Messenger RNA from Phragmites australis (common reed), 2163 nucleotides. RefSeq lists its product as uncharacterized. Gene Ontology annotation, cellular component: cytoplasm. The transcript has a single exon. Bases 124 to 1902 code for a protein of 592 amino acids. The record is from RefSeq and is a predicted model, not a curated record. NCBI's taxonomy places the organism in Eukaryota, Viridiplantae, Streptophyta, Magnoliopsida, Poales, Poaceae.
GCGGAGAGAACGCAAGGGGAAAGAAAAAUUUCUCGCCGACGGUAAAGUACCCGACUUAUCAAUCUCUUGCCGCCUCCGCUUCCUCGUCCAGAUCCAAAUCCGAACCCUGAUCCGUGCGCGCCCAUGAAUUUCUUCAGCUCUGUCUUCUCGGCCCCCGUCGCGGAGCACGGUGACGAGGAGGGGGACGAGAAGCAGCGGGAGGGCGAGCAGGAACCGGCGGCGGGGGAGGGAGAGGAGGAGGUGGCGGGAGAGUCCGGCGGCGGGUGGAUCUUCGGCGGGCUGGUCAAGACGCUCAAGGAGGAGAUUGAGGAGCAGAGGAAAGAGCAGGAGGCCAUCGCCGCCGCGGAGGAGGCCCAGCGGGGAGCCGGGGCGGAAGCCCCUGCGGCGGAGGGGGAUGCUGACUCCGGCGGCGGGUGGAUCUUCGGCGGACUGAUCAAGACGCUUGCGGAGGAGAUUGAAGCGCAGCGGAAAGAGCAUGAGGCAGGCGCCGAGGGAGAGGGAGGAGCCGAGGCGGAAGCGGAAGCGGCGGCGGUGGAUGGGGAGGAAGUUGAGGAGGAGGAAGGUGAGGGUUCCGGCGGCGGGUGGAGCUUCGGAGGGCUGAUAAAGACGCUCGCGGAGGAGAUAGAGUCGCAGCGGAAAGAGAAUGAGUCCGCCGCCGCCACGGAGGAGGAGGGCGAGUGGGGAGCCGAGGCGGAAACCGCGGCGGCGGAUGAGGGGGAGGGUUCCGGCGGCGGGUGGAGCAUCGUGGGGUUGGUGAAGACGUUCUCCUCGCGGUCGGAGUCAGUGAUCGGGGGCUACCGCCGCGACCUUCAAGACCUCGGCUCCGGCCUCCGCCUCGAGACCGCCGCCCUCCGCGCAGCCGCCGCGCACGCCGCCGCGGUGCUCCCUGGCGCGCUACAGGCUGGUGCGUCCGCCGCCUCCGACAGGCUCGAGUCCGUCGGCCAGGCGGUCGACGACCUCGGCGCCGCAGCCGCCGUUCUCCUCUCGCACGCCAACGAGGCCCUCCGGUCCGCCGAGGCCAAUGCUGAGGAUGGCGACGGCGGCUCCCGCCCCUCCGACGCUGCCGCUUCUGGCGCCUCCUGGCGCUCGCCCCUGUCGUCCAAGAAGUACACCAGGUUUGAAGCCCAGGUCCUGGCGCUGCGAGCCGAUCCCGCCACAUUCACUGAGGAGCCCGAGGACUCCGAGGGGUUCGACAGGUGGAGGGGCUCCUUCUCAGUUGACGAGAGGAGGGAGGAGAUAGAGGCGGUGCUCCAGGAAAGCCCUGGACUGGAGAGCUUUGUGGAGAGGCUUGUGCCGUCAGUUGUGGAUUAUGAGACGUUCUGGAACCGUUAUUUCUUUGCGGUUGAGAAGCUCAGGCAGGCAGAGGAUGUCCGCACCAAACUCGUGAGCAGGGCCAUGUCGAAGGAGGAGGAUGAAGAACUCAGCUGGGAUGUCGAUGACGACGACGAUGACGAUAACAAUAAUGGUGAUCACAAAGAAGGCACAAACUUCAUGGUAGAUAAGAAAAAGGAGCAAAUGGCAGAACCUGUUAACCGUGAAACAGAGAGCAGUGGGAAACAAAAAGCAGUGGUUGAAAAUGAUUCGGCAGAAGACAAGGAGGUGGCCUUGGUGGUGACAAAGGACAGCACUGGUGAGGCAUCGACACCAAAGUCGAGUGAUGGGCCGGUGCAAGAAGAGAAGACUGAAGCUGGUGACUCGUCCAAGGAGAGUGAUUUCUCAGUGGUGUCUCGACAACCAGCACUGGAGGAUGAUCUUAGCUGGGAAGAGAUUGAAGAUGUCAGCGAUCAAGAUGAGAAGAAAGGGGCAAGUCCAAGGUCAAGCUCUGCUAGUAAAGUAGAUCUCAAAAAACGUCUUAAUUCUGUGGAAGAUGACGAGGACCUAAGUUGGGAUGUCGAUGAGUAGGAAGAACCUGUGCAGCCCUGAAUUGAGUGGGUAUGAAGGCCUUAAAGUAAAGAAACUACCACAGAAUAUGGUCUAUGGAUGGAUUGACAUACGUUGUAAAUAUUGCGAUGGAACACUGGUGAUUCAAAUUCAAUGGGGCUGUAUGUUUGAUCACUCCCCUUGUAACAUCUUUGAUAGAAUGGUAGUGUUCUUCAGUUAUGGUUGGUAAUUUGUUUCCACUUAGUAUUCAUUUGUUGCUAAUCGAAUAUGUACUACUUUUCA